ACAUUUUAUCACUUAACUCGUAUAAAUCUCUGUUAAUAUUUCAACAUCGACCUUAGUUCUGUUUUUGGUAGGGUUCAAGAAAGGCGAAAAAGUACAAAAAAAUCCAAAAGUAUGAAGACCGUCAUCUUAAUUUGUGCCCUAAUCGGCGUCGCGUACGCCCAAAAUUGUGGGAUCACGGGAGUCGACGAUGAGAUAGUGACGAUUGACUCGGUGCUGGAAUUGACCGCGUUGGACGAGUUGAUCUGGACGGCGCCGACGUUCAACGUCACAGGCGCGGCGGCCAUUCAGCACCCGCACACUCGCUACUUGACGGGACUCCGGUACGCGUCGCGCUACGAGUACAAGGCCACCGCCGUCUUCAACGAGUUCAUCAAAACCGAGUGGAACAGCACUCUGGUCCGAAACGUGGUCUUCACCUGCUCCGACACGUUGACCAAGUCCUACACCUUCCUCCUCAAUGUCAUCGAUGAGAACGACCAGCCGCCGGUGUUUGCCGUGAAAGCGUACACGGCCACGGUCUCCCAAGCCGCCAACACCGGGGAACCCAUCAGCGCCAACAUUCUCGUCAGCGACGGUGACUUCGAGCUGUCCAACGCCCAGCUCAUCGUCCGCUCGAGCAACGCGCUGGUGACGCCCUUCGUGGACCCCACCUGGACGGGACAGCACCCAAGGCCCUACACCUACAGGAUCGACCUCAUCGUCAGCCAGAGCUUGGCCGUGGGGCGCUACACCAUCAUCUUCACCGCGGACGAUGGGCGCGCAUCCGACUACACCGUUUUGGACCUCGAAGUUACAGCUUAAAUGGGAAAGUUUUAGAAUUUGGAUAAUUUUUUGAGCAAUAAAAAACAUUUAGUGAAAUCAUGAA
Folsomia candida is the source of this 865-nucleotide messenger RNA. RefSeq lists its product as uncharacterized. Lineage: Eukaryota; Metazoa; Arthropoda; Collembola; Entomobryomorpha; Isotomidae. Bases 112 to 801 code for a protein of 229 amino acids. The transcript has 3 exons. The record is from RefSeq and is a predicted model, not a curated record.